Molecule: messenger RNA, 753 nt
Organism: Aspergillus fischeri NRRL 181
Lineage: Eukaryota; Fungi; Ascomycota; Eurotiomycetes; Eurotiales; Aspergillaceae
Exons: 2
Coding region: 1-753 (250 amino acids)
Source: RefSeq, a predicted model, not a curated record
AUGUUGUACCUUCCUCUCGUUGCCCUUUCCUUUGCCACCACCCUGGUGAGCGCAUACCCCAUCACGGGCGAUGGAGUCAACUGCCGCUCUGGCCCUGGCACCAACCAUCCCGUGGUCAAGUCCUACCCCAAGGGCCAUGAUGUCUCCAUUGUCUGCCAAGCGCCCGGCACCGACGUCAAGGGCGACAAGCUCUGGGACAAGACCUCCGACGGCUGCUAUGUCGCCGAUUACUACGUGAAGACUGGCAGCACCGACUAUGUCACCAAGCACUGCGAUGGCGGCAAUGAUGGCGGCAAUGAUGGUGGCAGCGAUGGUGGCAGCGGCAACCUUCCCGGUCUCACUGCUAAACAGUCCUCUCACGCCCGCAAGAUCAUCGGUGAAGCGAAGAAGGAAGGCCUUGGUCGUCAGGGUUGCCUGGCUGGUAUUGCGACCGGCUUGGUCGAGUCCAACCUCUUGAUCUAUGCCAACAGCAAGGUCCCCGAGUCCCUGAAGUACCCCCAUGACGCCGUCGGCCACGACUACGACAGCGUCGGCAUCUUCCAGCAGCGUGCUAUCUACUACCCCAACAUUGCCGCUGACAUGGACCCUGCCCGCUCCGCCGCUCAGUUCUUCGCCAAGAUGAAGAAGGUCAGCGGCUGGAAGACGAUGGAAGUCGGCAAGCUUUGCCAGAAGGUGCAGGUCUCGGCUUAUCCCGAUCGCUAUGCUCAGCGUGUGCCUGCUGCGAAGAAGAUCUGCGCUGCUGGUGGACUGUAA